CGCAAACGAGUGUGCCUGGGCAGAGGAGGUGUUCGACUGAAGGCGACCCGACACCCGACGACCCCGUGCGCGCGACACACGACCGCUCCCUCCGGGUAACCCCGUCAAAGGCGCGAGACUCCGGCGCGAUCGACAAUAACGCUCGGAUGGGAGCACUGCUCCGGGCGCGAUCCGCUCUCUCAUAUAUGGAGCAGAAUCGCGGGAAACGCCUGUUUCACGUGCCGUGUCGCGCGCAGUGAGUGCGUGUGCGUGUUCACGUAGCGCAGCCGCCGCCGCCGCCGUCGUAAUCACCGACGAAGCGAGGUGGAGGACACGAAGGGCGCCACGCACAAGGGCACGGAAGAGAGCGAGCGGAGGAGCCAAGACCGCGAGGGAACGGGAGCGGCGAGGGCCGAGAGCGAGUGGCUGUGCGCGCGUGUGCGUGUGCGUGUCGCGGCUUGCAUGUGUGGCGCGCGCGGCCGCGCGCGUGUGCCAAGAACCGAGAAGGAGGAGAGAAGCCCGUGCGCGCGACAGGAGGAGCGAUUAUAGGAGCAGCCUGCCGCUUCUCUGCCUUGCCCCCUUGAGGAGAGGAGCGCGCGAGAGCGCGCCGCGCUUUUUUCCUCUUCGCCGCCCGCCGUCGCCGCCGCCGCCGCCGCCGCCGGGGCAAUGUCUCUCGAGACACGUUCGAGCUCGGCCCUGUUCAAGCGAGCCGAACAGCUCAAGCGCUGGGAGCAGUCCGAGACGAAUCGCGAGCCCACGCAGCCGCGCCAAGUCGCGCGCAAGAUCAAGUUCUCCGCCGACAUCGUGUUCCUGGCGGCGUGCGCGGCCAGCGACAAGGAGGAGGUCGUGCGUCUGCUGCAGAAGGGGGCGGACAUCAACACCGGGAACGUCGACGGCCUCACCGCGCUGCACCAGGCCUGCAUCGACGAUGACCUGGAUAUGGUGGAGUUUUUGGUGGAGCAAGGAGCGGACAUCAAUCGCGGGGAUAACGAAGGCUGGACGCCCUUACACGCCACAGCGUCUUGUGGAUUCAUAUCUAUCGCCAAAUACUUGAUAGAACAAGGAUGUAAUCUGGCAGCGGUAAACAAUGACGGUGAACUGGCGCUGGAUAUUGCGGAGAGCGACGAGAUGGAAGACAUGCUCCAACAGCACAUAAAUAAAGCAGGUAUCGAUUGUGAUCAAGCAAGGAGCGAAGAGGAACGAUCAAUGCUGAAUGAUGCAAAAGCUUGGCGGUCAGGUGCACCUGGCAAAGAUUCUUUGCAUCCAAGAUCAGGAGCCACUGCACUCCAUGUUGCUGCCGCCAAAGGCUACAUCAAAGUCAUGAACAUAUUACUACAAGCUCGAUGCAAUGUUGAUGCACAGGACUUUGAUGGAUGGACGCCUUUGCACGGUGCGGCACAUUGGGGUCAACUGGAAGCUUGCAAACUUCUUGUUGAAAAUGGCUGUGAUAUGGAUAUAAAAAAUUACGCCGAUCAAACUGCUUUCGAUGUUGCUGAUGCAGACAUCCUCCAAGCUCUUGAAAAUUUGAGAGAACAACGAGCACUUAUCAUGAAAGAAACUCCACAAACAAAUAAUAAGAAGCAAUCGUCUAUACCAAAGAAACGUGUCUCAACGAGUGCUGAUAAUGCAGUAGCGGCACAAGAAUCUACCGAGAUCUUUGAAGAAGAAACGCCAAAUAAAGUUAAGAAGGUUGAAUUAGAGAUUCAAUCCGAUAAAGAAGAUUCCAGCACUAGUACAAACAGCGACGUUGAAGCAACACGUGAAACACACAUGGAAGAGAGUGAUGGUGAAGGUGAAUCUGAGACUAGCUCAGAAUCACACUCUUCCACUUUCUCCAAUCAAUCUGAUAAGUCUAACCACGCGACAUGUCUUACAGAUGACGAAAAGAAAAAUAGAGUAAACAAAGAUGAAAGUGCACCCCAUAGUCCAAUAUCUCCGGUCGAAACUAAUAAAGUUCCUAAUCAGGCUCCAAUAUUGCCUCCAAAACAACAGACUGAUAAUAAUGAGGACGGUGUUGUACCAUCUUGGAGACGUUCAGGUUCCUUUCGAAAUAGAAUGCAAAGUACUGAAACUACUAAUUCUACAUCUACAAAACUCGAAGAUAAGGAUAACAAUAUUAAGAUACCAACAUCACCAAACAAAGUUAGUGGAGAAUCCGAUGUGGUGUUAAGAAGGACGCACAGUUUCGAGACAGAUGAAAAGUUUUAUAAGCAGUAUUUGGCAUUACGUGCCCGCAUCAAGGCGUUCUCGUGCCCUACCCUCCAUCGCUGCAAUGCAGCUACUCCUACUCACACCAAUGCUACGAUUCGCUCUGCAUCUCUACGCGAAACACACAGAAAAAAAGAUGUGAAAUUAAAUUUGGAAUUGUCAAGACUGCCACAAGGAAGCAAUACACUUUCACCAACAUCCGCAUCUAAAACAUUGGCAUCGAGUCUAUUGUCAUCCAUUACAACAACUACCACUGCCACCACAACAACAAGUCCUAUUCCAGUCAAUCAAAUUCGCAGCGUUCAACCAGUGGAAGCUGCAUCUACAGUUGUAUCGAAUACAAAUAAUGCAGUAACAACUGCUCCUGGAACUCCCACUACACCAGGAGGGAGCAAGCUAAGUCCAGGAAAUAUCUUCAAGAAUUUCUUCAAAUCCUUCGUCCCGCCGGUACGCGAUGAAGAAAGUGAAACCCAAAGGAAAGCCCACGCAAAGAGAGUAAGAGAAACCAGAAGGUCUACUCAAGGUGUGACGUUGGACGAGAUCAAGAGCGCGGAACAAUUAGUGAAGAAAAAGCAACAGAACAACGAAACGCCGGCAACAACACCGUCCACGCAGCCUACUACUACCGUCAGCAAUACAGCUUCGAUCACAGCUACGAUAACAACCGCAACCUCCACUACCGUGACUACCGCAAGUAAAGUUUCGGAAGAAUCUAAUUUACCUGAGAGACGACCGUCUUGGAGAUUAAGGGUAGACAAUGGAAGCAAGUUUCAGUUGGAAGAUGCUAAUAACAAGCCUACACUUACUGAUAACACAACGGCCUAUAUGAGAAGACCGUCUGGUGGGACUGGUGUACCCAGACCAUCGUCAGCCCCAGUGGAAACUACUGCCACCAGUAGUACAGAAACCACAGUCACUUUACCCCUUAGAAGAUCGCUAAAGCAACCUGAUGACAAAGAACAAGAUAAGGAAAAUGACAGUAGAAACGCACAAGCUACACAAGCAGUUAUUCAAAGGAGACGUCGGCCUAAGAGAAGAUCGACAGGCGUAGUCCAUGUGGAUAUGGAUGAAAUUGACCCAGAAAAGCAAGACCUUACAGCUGGCGGCGAUUGUGAUGAUGCUAAGGUCAAUCACAAUGAAAUGCAUGAAUGAUAAACUAAUUUCUACGAUAAACACCAGAUUGGUACGCGAUAUAAUCCGCUGAUUUAAAAUAUAUUAUUCUUUCGUUUUACCGGCCUUCGACUUACAAACUCCUUCUGACAGACGGACGCCAAAGCGUCUGUCUGAAUUUCGACUUACGAGUCUCUUGCCACGGAUUUACCAGACACUUGCCAAAAAUCCAAAAUUGGAUAACGCGCAGUUGAGUGACGCAGAGGGAAACACAACACUCGUAAAUCCGGGAAAGCAUAUAGGAUAUAAGACAUUACCUCAUUUCGACUUCGACACCGAGAGCUUUAAUCUUUGUGUAGUUCCCAUUGUUAAGUGAUUACUUUAUGCGUAAAGGGAGAUGCAAAGAAAGUACUUUUUUUAAUAUCCACGUAAUUAUUUUUGCUUCAUCCUGGAAGCUCGUUCAUAACGUUCCAGCCGACCUUUUUCAUUCGCUGGGUGUAAACGGUUGCUAAACCAUGUGGAAUCGUAUAUGUACUGCAAAGUACAUGCUUAGAUGGGAGAGGACAGAUAUAAGAUUUAGAGUACAUCAUUGUUACAGUAGAAAUGAAUAGGACAUAAAGUGCAUAUUUCGAAGAGAUCUACAACUUUGGUUUAAAACAAAU
This is a messenger RNA of Vollenhovia emeryi, 3959 nucleotides long. RefSeq names its product protein phosphatase 1 regulatory subunit 12A (gene Mbs). Gene Ontology annotation, molecular function: protein kinase binding; enzyme inhibitor activity; phosphatase regulator activity. Gene Ontology annotation, cellular component: cytoplasm. Bases 646 to 3339 code for a protein of 897 amino acids. The record is from RefSeq and is a predicted model, not a curated record. The transcript is spliced from 20 exons. Gene Ontology annotation, biological process: signal transduction. NCBI's taxonomy places the organism in Eukaryota, Metazoa, Arthropoda, Insecta, Hymenoptera, Formicidae.